AUGAAGAAAUACAUUAUAUUAUUCGUUCUAGGCCUUGCAUCAUACGCAGCAUUCUUUUUAUUGAAACAGAAUGAUUUUGACAACAAAAGCUACGAUGUUCGUAUCGUCAACGGUUUCAGCAACAACUCGUCCUUGCCACUGGUCAUCUGGUGCGGGGCAGACGACGGCAGCGACAUUGGCGGGCGGGCGCUGCAGGAGCGCGAUGACUAUAGCUGGAGCGUCACAACUGGAUUGUGGAAGACCCCACUGUAUGUUUGCACCAUGAAAUGCGAUGGAAAAAGGAAAACGUUUGAAGCAUUUCGGGUAAACCGCGACAGAUAUAGGUGUGGAAAUUAUAGGCAAUGCUUUUGGCUGGUCAAAGAAGAUGGGUUUUAUUUCAGUAAUGAUGAAAUAACAUGGAAAAAAGAUUUUUCAUGGAUGUGA
This is a messenger RNA of Fraxinus pennsylvanica, 423 nucleotides long. The record is from the annotation of a GenBank genome assembly. Lineage: Eukaryota; Viridiplantae; Streptophyta; Magnoliopsida; Lamiales; Oleaceae.